This is a messenger RNA of Medioppia subpectinata, 1491 nucleotides long. The record is from the annotation of a GenBank genome assembly. Lineage: Eukaryota; Metazoa; Arthropoda; Arachnida; Sarcoptiformes; Oppiidae.
AUCGAUGACUUUAUAGCCCCGCGUUGUAACACAAGCCACAAACCAGAAGUGGCCGCUUGUGAGGACUCGGUUAAGGUGUAUAAAACGGAGGGAACGCCUCUCAACUUCAGUCUCGCCUCAUCGCUGUCCGAUUUUCGCGACACUGGACUCACUUUUGCCGAAGAGAAAAAGGAUUUGUGCGCUUCAUUAGCCGCCAAUAGCACCACAUUUGAUGCAAUCGCACACCAGUGCAACAGUAGUGACAGUAAAACUACUGACAAACCCAGAGUCAUGUUUAAAAAGCCAACUCUUCCGCCGAAACCCAAAUUUACGAUUUCGCCAAAGAAACCAACAAUUGAUGAAACUGUCGAAGAGUGUGACCAAAGCAACCAAAUAGAUAUUUCUGCGAAGAGUAUACUCAUGUAUUCCCGGAGCAGUUCUAUCAACUCUUUGAGUGACUGUGAAAUCAAGUCAGACGUGUGUCAGAGCUCUGUUAUCAGUGAAUUCAGUGGUCGAGCAUCGGAAGUGGUCACUCCAAGUGAUUUGCCCGACAGUCCAUUAGACAGUCCGCGACCAUUGAGUCCCAAACCGACUCCAAGAUUACACGAUCGGCAAACUGGCAAACGAGAGACAGACAGACAGACCACUGCUGUUAGUGUUGCCAACUCCGAAAACUGCGUGUUCUUUGAGGACCGACACAUUACUUACGCCACUGAAGGCACUGAAGGCACUCCCGCUAUCUUCUCGUUGUGCACGAGUUUGAGUUCGUUAACGGAAGACAUCGAUGCUAUCAAUCUGAACGACAAUAAUGGCCACAAAAGUGAUGCAUUGACUCAAAUUGUUGAAGUGAAUGAUAUGAAUGAUAUGGACUCUCAAAUUGUUUACACUUCCAGUGAAGACGAGGGAGAAGACCAAUUAUUGGCCGCAUGUAUUUCAUCGGGAAUGAAGAGUAUAUCUAAUGAGAAAACAAUUUCUUGUAAUUCUAUUCAGAGAAUUAAACCCAAAGAAGUUGUAGUUAACUCGAGUUCAAUCAAAUCGAUGCCUAUUCCUAAGCAACGUUCGACGGCUUCAAGUGAAUCAAUGACGCGGUCGGCGCCCGACGGCAGACCAUCGUAUAUGAACGCAAUGAAAGUGUCCCCCAUUUCGCCAGUACUGCCAAUACUGACAACACAUGCUUAUAAUGAUAGGACACCAUUCAAGUCGAAUGGCAAAUCUCGUAAUACAUGUGUGAAUCCGAUCCAUAAUAUAUCGGAUGAGAGCGACGACGAAGAGAUACUUCAAAAGUGUAUUGAGUCGGGAAUGACUGCAAAUCGUAAACUAAUUAACACGAGUAACAAAUGUGACAAAAAUGGUAAUAAAAGAUCUCCAAAAACGCCAAAAUGGAGGCCAUUUAGUCAGAUGGAAGACAAUCUACAUUCAGAGCCACAAAACACGACCACAAUUCAAACCACGACAAAAACAGCCAAGAGUUGCGACAACUCUCGGCGUAAGUGUCUCGUCACCUCUGUUUGA